AUGGCGCUGCCUCCUCUCCAGCCGGGCUGGCAGAGCGAGCUGCUGGACAUGGAGCUGGAAGAUGCAGCAGCAGGCCACGGCACGCCGGCAGCCGCCGCGGCGAAGCCCGUCUCGAUGCUUUCGAUGUCGCCCGAGCCCGUGGAUGUCCAUCCUGCAGAAGGAGAAUCGCAGAUCUGUGGAGCUCACCGUGGGCACCGCGGCGCUCAGGCCCGUGUUCCCGUACGACGGUCAGAGGUGGCAGCUACUGCUUCCCCGCUCACGAGCUCUUCGGACGGAGAUAAGGCGUUACGAGUCGUAGCCUACGACGCCGUCUACGGCGACGAUAGACGCGGACAAGAUGAAUGGAGCAUGAGGACACCAAGUCCAUGA
Messenger RNA from Phytophthora sojae, 369 nucleotides. RefSeq lists its product as hypothetical. Bases 1 to 369 code for a protein of 122 amino acids. The transcript is spliced from 4 exons. Lineage: Eukaryota; Oomycota; Peronosporomycetes; Peronosporales; Peronosporaceae. The record is from RefSeq and is a predicted model, not a curated record.